AUGAGUGCCUUGCGUCACCAACAGACCAAGAAGCCCAAGAAAGGACCUUGGAGGCCCGUGAUUCCCUCAACAGACUCAAGGCUCUACGCCCGCAUUAGACUCGAGGGCCCAAACCAGAUUCUGUUCCACGAGACACCCUCCACCAUGACGAAACCUGGUCUGCUCAUGACCGAAAAGAAGCCGCUUGAGCUGAAGGAGUGGAUGAUGGACUAUAUCCUGAAGGUCACGGGCCGAAAUCGCGAGGAUGAUAUACAAUUUGAGUACGGAUCACUGCGGUGGUCUACCGAAACGAAGGAGGGUGUUGCGAAAUGCAGGCUGGUGUCUGAUGAUGAUUGGGAUAAGCCGGGAGAUGGCUGUCAAGUUGAUAGCCGCCGUUUUGAAUGCAACUUUCCUUGCGGAACUCAAUGA
This is a messenger RNA of Colletotrichum karsti, 408 nucleotides long. RefSeq names its product esterase family protein. NCBI's taxonomy places the organism in Eukaryota, Fungi, Ascomycota, Sordariomycetes, Glomerellales, Glomerellaceae. The transcript has 3 exons. The coding region runs from base 1 to 408 and encodes 135 amino acids. The record is from RefSeq and is a predicted model, not a curated record.